Molecule: messenger RNA, 4293 nt
Organism: Elgaria multicarinata webbii
Lineage: Eukaryota; Metazoa; Chordata; Lepidosauria; Squamata; Anguidae
Gene: OVCH1
Product: ovochymase 1
Exons: 32
Coding region: 1-4293 (1430 amino acids)
Biological process (GO): proteolysis
Molecular function (GO): serine-type endopeptidase activity
Source: RefSeq, a predicted model, not a curated record
AUGCACUACUGGGAAAAGGAUAUUUCGAAUUCACAGCAGAAACCAAGGCAGCUACAAAUGCCUGGGGAGCUAAAAGGGAUAUAUGAAGCCACCUGGGGGUCAGAAACAGACAAGUCAAGAGGUACGGAAGAACUGAAGCCUUCAUCUUCUCAAGAGAGGAGGACUCAGGAGCCUGCAAGCCUUGCUGCUUCUAAAUCGCUGGAGUUUGAGCAACUGGACUUGGGAUUGAAAUGUGGAGUCCCUUCUCUGGAUCUGGAGGAGUAUUGGCCACCUGAAUUCUUUUCGAGAAUUAUUGGAGGGAGGUCUUCGGUGCCUGGUGGACAGCCAUGGCAGGUAUCCAUCAAAUUGGGCCGUUCCCACUUCUGCGGCGGCAGUUUGAUCCAUGGCGACGUGGUGGUUACUGCAGCUCACUGCGUCGUGGAUCUUGACCUGAAAGUCGUGAAGAAUCUGAUUGUGACUGUUGGGGAAUACAGCCUUGGAGCAAUGGAUGAAGGAGAACAGAACAUCCCCGUCUCCCAAAUCAUCCUGCAUCCUGCAUUCAACAGAUUUGGCUAUAUGGAUUCGGAUAUAGCGCUGCUGUAUCUGAAAUACAGCGUUAAAUAUGGUCAUGAAGUGCAGCCAAUCUGUCUUCCGCACAAAGGAGAUCUAUUCGAAGCUGGGACGCUCUGUGUUGUGAGCGGAUGGGGCAGAGUCUCUGAAGCUGGUGCUGUGUCUGACAUCCUGCAAGAAGUGGAACUGCCCAUCAUUGAUGACAGAACCUGCAGUGAGCUCCUGAGAGCUUUGAAUUUGCCUCCCGUACAGAGUUCCAUGCUCUGUGCUGGCUUUCCAGAUGGCGGAAGGGAUGCGUGCAAGGGUGACUCGGGUGGUCCCUUGGCAUGCAGAAAGGCCAGUGGUGUCUGGACUCUAGCAGGCAUCACAUCUUGGGGCAUCGGAUGUGCAAAAGGCUGGCUUAGCAACAAGACAAGCAUUGGUGAUAGAGGUUCCCCGGCCAUCUUCUCUAAAGUAGAUGAGCUCCUGGACUUCAUUGCCCAGAAUAUGGCAACUGUACCUGGUCCAAGCGACCUGUCCCUCCCCGGCCCAGAAGACUGCAACUCCCAUGGGAUGUUGGUGUUUGGAGAAAGUGGCCACAUUCGGCACCCUGGCCUAACCGAGGAGACAUACCUUGACAAUAGCCUGUGUAUCUGGAAUAUCACUGUGCCAGAAGGCAAAAUCAUACUUGUGCAGUUUAUCCGGGUAGACAUAGAAGAUCAGCUUGGGUGUGACCGCGACUACGUGACUUUCUGUUCAAGCAAGAAGGAGCUGAUCGGUAAAAUCUGUGGCAGGGUAUUGCCGUCUCCUUUGCUGGUAGAGUCUAACCAAGCCAUUGUUACUUUUGUGUCUGAUGGUAGCGAUACCUUCGGGGGCUUUGAAUUCACCUUCAGUGCAGUGCAUAAGGCAUCCGAAGCAGGUUCUGGCUGUGGCAGUGUUGCAGUACUGGUGGAUGAAGGGAAGAUUGACACGGCUAAUUACCCGGGCUUGUAUCCCAGCAACACCAAAUGCCAUUGGCUCAUUGAGGCCCCGAUGGAACAUGUCAUAAAGUUGGAGUUUGAAGAUUUCGCCGUUGAAAUCAGCCAGGAUUGUAUUUAUGAUGCUGUCAUUAUCUAUGGCGAUACAGAAGAGGAACACCAGCUAGCUCUCCUCUGUGGCUUCUCAAUUCCUUCCCCGGUUUGGAGCCCUGCAGACAUCAUGUUGGUUCGCUUUGAGAGUGACGGGGAGAAUAACUUCAGAGGAUUCAAGGCCCGCUUUGGCUUUUUCCCCUCAGAAACAUCUGAAGCUGAGUUUGCAGGGCCCGUUGUCUUGCAUGUAUCCGAUCCCAGGAAUAUCCCCGUGGAUGUUUGUGGUUCUCCCCCCUUCAGUCCUCAGUGGCUGUCCAUGCGUGUCGUUGGAGGAGAAGAAGCCUGUCCCCACUGCUGGCCGUGGCAUGUAGGAUUGCACUUUUUGGGUGAUUACCAGUGUGGGGGUGCCAUCAUCAGCCCAACGUGGGUGCUCACAGCUGCUCAUUGUGUACAGAUAACAAAUGAUGCAUCACAUUGGACCGUUGUUGCUGGAGACCAUGACCAAAACCUGAAGGAACCAACAGAGCAGGUGAGAAGAGCCAAAACCAUUCUGAUACAUCAAGACUUUGACGUCUCAAGUUACAAUUCUGACAUUGCACUGGUCCAGCUACAAACCCCUGUCUCCUACAAUGCCGUGGUGAGGCCAAUCUGCUUGCCAAGUGACACCGAGCCAUUGUAUCCUUCUGUACUUUGCACUACAACUAGCUGGGGGAGUUUCCAAGAAGGUGAGGGCCUUGCCAGCCGCUUACAGCAGACUCGUGUCCCCAUUCUCAGCAACGACGUCUGUGAGCGAAACUACUAUUUGAACCACCCUGGAGGGAUCACGGCCAGGAUGCUCUGUGCUGGUUUUGCAUCUUCUGAAGGCCAAGAUACCUGCCAGGGGGAUUCAGGUGGCCCGCUGGUUUGCCAAAAUGAGGAGGAGCCGUUUACCCUCUAUGGUAUUGUCAGCUGGGGCGUUGGUUGUGCCAGCCCAAAGAGACCCGGUGUUUAUGCAAGGGUGAGCACCUUUUUGGAGUGGAUCGUGUCCAGAAUGAAAGAAAAGGGACCAGUGGAGAUUCCUGUGAACAACGCUGGUCAUGAAACAUCCAUGCACAUUCUCCAUUUGGGAAUUCAUCCCGUCCCACCAGGGCCAAAAAUGGGAAAUAGUGUGAAAUACUCCAAUGAUCUGAGCCAGGAAUUGUCCCACUGCCAAGAUGUCAUCCUUGCAGCUCAGGAAGGAAUAAUCAAGUCUCCAGGUUUUCCCAAUGGCUCCUCCAAUGCCACCAGCUGUCACUGGAGAAUUGUAGGCCCGUUAAAUGCCUUCCUUCGGUUGGAUUUCCUGGACUUAAUGAUUGAGAAAUCCCCUUCUGAAUGUGACGGCGGCCUUACAAUUUAUGAAGGAUUUGGAACCACAAAGGAGGUGCUUGGUAACUUCUGUGACAAAUUUCCACGCUACCCUUUAAAGUCGCGAGGCCCUGUGGUGACGCUGCACUUUGCUUCUGGCCCGGCUACGAAUAUGAAAGGUUUUGUUCUUGCCUAUGGAACCCAUGAAAUACUGCCCAGUUCAACACAAAGUAGAGUAAGAAAUGCUGGUAAAGCAUGUCCGAUUUUGGAUCUGAUCCCGGUAGGAGUUGCUGAGAUAGUUUCUCCAAAUUACCCAGAUACUUACCCCAACUUAAUGACCUGCACUUGGACAUUCUAUUCUGCUUCUGGAAACAAGCUGAAAGGUGCAAUCAGAGAUCUUGUGAUAGAGGAAACCAAGGAUUGCAUAUGGGACUCCCUGAGCAUUUACGAUGGACCGGAUCGACAUUCAGUAUUGCUUGGGAGGUUAUGCGGCCGAAAAAGGAGUCUUCGGCUAUUUUCGAGUGGCAGCUACUUGACGGUGUGUUUUGAAACGGACGGCUCGUUGGGGGCCAAAGGGUUCCAGAUCUUGUUUGAAGAGGUGAACCGAGGACCAGCGCAGAGAACCAGGAACGGAAUAGAAGUCAAGAGUCAAUGUUCACCUGGUAAACUAAUUGCCUCUGAUGAAAGAGAAUGUGGGAUGCCCAUGGAGGACCCAUUCCCCAUGGAGGAAAUGUCUGAAGAUACCUCUGGUGAAGAGCAGGGCAAGCUGGAAGUGACUGGUGGCCACCUUGGAGGUCCAACAUCAUGGCCAUGGCUUGUGAGCCUGCAAUUUGAGAACAAGCACUUCUGUGGAGGACUUUUGAUUGGGGAUAGCUGGGUCCUGGCAGCCGGACACUGUAACGUCAGUGCUGAGAUGGACAAAGUUGUCCUAGGGGUCACUUACAUGUUGCCUGGCGCAAAAGGCAGCAUCGAGGCCCGUGUGAAAGCUGCGCACCUCCAUGCCAACUUCAGUGGCUUCCCCCCCCACAAUGAUCUUAUUCUACUGGAACUGGAGAAACCCAUCCAGACAGGAGACACCAUAGCAGCCAUCUGCUUGCCUGAUCAGGAUGAAGAAGUGGGCACGGAUGCAAAGUGCUUGACUGCAGGAUGGGGUGUGAUGGAAGGAGGCAAGGAUGAAUUAUCCAUAAAGCUGCAACAAACACCAAUGCUGCUCCUCACAAAUGAAGCCUGUGCCAAAUACUGGGGUGAAGAUCUUAAAAAUACCAAUAUCUGCGGAGGAGCUGUUGAGUCGACACCUUGUGCUGUACGUAACUUGUGUAAGAUGUUCUCAUUAAAUGGGCAGAGAGGGAGGCUCAUAUUUGGUGACUACCGCUAG